Rhopalosiphum padi (bird cherry-oat aphid) is the source of this 1557-nucleotide messenger RNA. RefSeq lists its product as uncharacterized. Gene Ontology annotation, biological process: meiotic chromosome segregation. The coding region runs from base 318 to 1367 and encodes 349 amino acids. Gene Ontology annotation, cellular component: chromosome, centromeric region; nucleus. The transcript is spliced from 2 exons. NCBI's taxonomy places the organism in Eukaryota, Metazoa, Arthropoda, Insecta, Hemiptera, Aphididae. The record is from RefSeq and is a predicted model, not a curated record.
CACUAAUCACUUUUUAAUUAUUACUUAUUGAAGUUAACUCUCUAAUAGUUAGUGGUGUAGUACUUAUUGACUUAUUUUGCAAGGACUACACUAAAUAGUAAAUUAACAUUUAAAUAGACAGUUACGUAGUUACUAAUCAAGACUAUUAUUUAUAAUCUAUUUGUGUAUCAUUUAAUAAUAAUAAGUAACUACAAUUUUAUUAACAUUAUCAUUCUUUUCCAGUUCUCUCUAUCGUCGGUUGUGAAUGUUGUGAUCCAAACACGUUCAAUAUUGUAGGUCUUAAACAAAUUUAAUAAGUAUUUGAAUAUUGCUUUACCAUGGCACCCAAAACAGUAUUGGUUCGAAAUCGAAACAAGUCAAAUAAUAACAUUUUCAUCAAAAAACUUAAUCACUUUAUGAUAAUCAAUAAAAAUUUACGUAAGCGUAUUGAAGACUUAUCAGAAAAAAAUAAACAAUUAUCGGCCACUAGGAAUAGUUUAUUAUUGCAGAAAUUGGAAUUGCAAAAUCAAAAUAACACUAUUCGAAAUUCAAAUAUUCAACUAACUGCAAUGCAAAAUAUUAUGCGUAGAAAACUUAGUGUACUAGAACAGACUAUACAAAGCUGUAUACCUUCAUUAGUAACUAUGUCACAAUGCAUCCCAUCUAUGUUAGAAAUUGUACAUGAAAUGAGUAAAUGUGAGGUCAACAAUUUUAAUAAAGAAAAGAAAGAAAAACAAACUGAAACUGUACGACCUAUGAUCCAUGGUAUUACUCAAUCAACUGUUACAAUAAAACAAUUUGAUAUGUCACCUAUCAUUGAAAGUCCUAAUUCUAGUUCUGAACAAACUCCAGUAAGGCCAAGAAGAUCUAGUUAUAGAAGCUCACCACACAGCAAACUUAAUGUGGAACCAUAUGUAAGAUUAAAAGAUGUCGCAGCUAUGUUGAAAAACUCCAAAGCUGUUCCUAAUGAUAGUCCUAAACAUCGACUAAAUGAAAAUGUUGUUGAAGACUCAAGUUGGUUGAAUACUCAAGAAAAUCAAAUCCAAUAUUCUAAUGACAAUACUAGUGUGACACAAUAUGGUAAUAGUUCUCCUGGAUUAAACACUCUCAAUGAAAUUCAGGCUGAUGUACCAAUGACUGCUUCUACUACAAUUGGUAGUAUAGAUAAUACAUUUAAUGAAACUGAAGUACGACAAAGUGAUUUAUUAUCUCCUAUUGAUUCAAGUAUGCUGAGAAACAUAACAUGCCGAAAACGUGCUAAACGAUCAAGUGAAUCAAGCAAUACAUCAGGUAUUAAUGAUUCAAUCUCUUCAGGAAGGCCUAGUAGAUCUGCAACAAAAAAGGUUAACUACAAAGAGAAGAGCCUUUGCUGUAAACUCAGAAGAUAAAUUACCUAUCAUAAAAUCAAUUAAGAAAUUGUAUUUUAUAUUCAAUAGUGUGCGUUAAAUGUUAUUUUUCUUUAUUAGUAAGCAUUUUUUUUUUUUUUUUUAUUAUAAUUUGAUGGGUGUUUUGAUUCUAAACCACAAAUUAUAAUUAUGUAUAUUUUAUUUGAUUAUUAAAGGAAAUUAAUAUAAUUUA